Molecule: messenger RNA, 1638 nt
Organism: Colletotrichum truncatum
Lineage: Eukaryota; Fungi; Ascomycota; Sordariomycetes; Glomerellales; Glomerellaceae
Product: major facilitator superfamily transporter
Biological process (GO): basic amino acid transport; transmembrane transport
Cellular component (GO): fungal-type vacuole membrane
Molecular function (GO): basic amino acid transmembrane transporter activity
Source: RefSeq, a predicted model, not a curated record
AUGUCCGGUUCACCAAGCGGAGCCCCCGCUCCGACGGAGACCUCCCCCUUACUGCGCGCCGCCGACUCGGAGGCCGUUCACGGAAGUGGUGCCGUCCAGCCGGAACACGGCGCCGACCGGGAUGGCAAGCGGGAUGGUAACCCCGAGAUGGCCAAGAAGAUGUACAUGCUGCUUCCGGCCAUUGGCAUCGGCGUUUACCUCUGUGCCGUCGAUCAACUGCUCACCGUAGCGACAUAUGCCAAGAUAGGCAGCGAGCUGCAUGCGUUGAACAACACCAGUUGGCUCGCAACCGCCUACUUCAUCACGCUCACGAGCUGUCAGCCCCUAUACGGCAAACUCAGCGACAUCUUUGGCCGCAAGGAAUGUCUCCUGUUCGCCUACACCGUCUUCGCCAUCGGCUCGCUCGGUUGCGGCCUCGCGCAGUCGUUCACUCAGCUCUGCCUCGCCCGCGCCGUCGCCGGCAUCGGCGGCGGUGGCAUGAACAGCGUCGUGGCCAUCCUCCUGAGCGACAUCGUGCCUCUUCGUGACCGAGGCGUGUGGCAGGGGUACAUCAACAUCAUCUUCGCCGCGGGAACGUCGACUGGGGCGCCCCUCGGCGGGCUGCUCGCUGACUCGGUGGGCUGGCGGUGGUCCUUCAUCGGCCAGGCGCCGAUCUGCGUCGUCGCGUUCCUCGCGGUCUACUUGGUGCUGGACCUGCCCAAAGCGGACCACGACCACUGGCGCGAGAAGUUCCGCCGCAUCGACUUCCUGGGCGCGGCGUGCCUCGUCGCCGCUGUGAUCGCGCUCCUGGUGGGCCUAGACGCCGGGUCGAACCGCGGGUGGUCGAACCCCGUGACCGUCGCGGGGUUGGCGUCGGCCCCUGCGCUCUUCGCCGUCUUCGUCUUGGUCGAGAUGCGCGUCGCUUCGCACCCCUUCGCGCCGGGCCACAUCAUCUUUGACCGCUCGCUGUUCGCCGGCUACCUCACCAACUUCUUCGGCGUCGCCGCCCACAUCGCCUCCAUCUUCUUCCUCCCGCUCUUCUUCCAGGCCGUCCAGGGCGCCAGCGCGACCCAGGCCGGCGCGUACCUGGUCCCCGCCAUGAUCGCUUCCGUCAUCGCCUCCGUCGGCGCCGGCGUGAUCAUGAAGCGGACGGGCAAGUACUACAAGCUCACCAUCCUCGCGUACGGGCUGAUGCUGGUCGCCGUCGCGCCGACGGUCGCCACGCUGUACCUGCGUUCGACGCCCGGAGUCGUCUCGAGCAUGGCGUUGCUCGCCCUCGGCGGCGGCGCGGGCAUCACCACCACGCUCGUCGCGCUGCUCUCCAACGCGUCGGUGGAAGAUACCGCCGUCGUCGUGGCGUGUUCUUACCUCUUCCGGUCUCUGGGUUCGAGCAUCGGCAUCAGUGUGUGUUCUGCCGUGCUGCAGCAGGUGCUUCGCGCGCAGCUGGCGGUCAGGCUCGACGGCGACGAGGCGAGGAAGAUUGAGGAGAAGGUGCGCGAGAGCCUGGAUUACAUCAGGGAGCUGGAGCCGAGCGUCGCGGCGGAGGUGAGGGCGAGUUAUCAGGUUGCCACGCUGGGGGCCAUGGUUCCCAUGACGGCGUUUUUGGUGUUGGCUUUCGGGGCUACGUUUUUUAUUAGGGAGCGCGGUCUGGGUAAGUGA